This is a messenger RNA of Moneuplotes crassus, 883 nucleotides long. NCBI's taxonomy places the organism in Eukaryota, Ciliophora, Spirotrichea, Euplotida, Euplotidae. The record is from the annotation of a GenBank genome assembly.
AUUUUGUAAAAUGGAAAAAGAGUAUUCACAAGAGUACGAAGAAAGUGAUAACAACAGAGACCCUCAGUUGAUGCCUUCCGCACAAGAGAACAUUAACCCUUACAUGUUUGAAGAGAGGCAUAGGAUGAUGCCUGAGUAUCCAGAUAUGCGAUCAAUGCAGUCCCAGGCACAUAGUCUUAGAAUGAUGAACCCCUACCAGCAUCAAAUGGUUGUCCCUCUGAAUGAUCUGUCAUCAAUGCUGGAUGAAAAUAAAUAAAAUGCUUCUCUCUGCUACAAGACAUUCUAAUAGCGGUGAUGUAGAAGAGACUAUCAAAGAGCUUAAAGGAAUUCACCAUAACUUAAUAAUCUUAGCAAAUGCAGCAGACUUACAACCAAAUUCCCGCUUUGUACUUAAAGAGCAACGUGAAUAUGUCUCCCAAAAAGAUUUAGCUUACUUCAACCUAAAAUUUCCGGUCCAAGAAACAAUUUACGGUCAGAAUGACUCUGAAAAGAAGAAGGAUUCCAAGAAGAAGAAACCUAGACAGAUCAAGCGUCCUUGGACAGAAGAGGAGCAAACUAAAUUUCUCGAAGGUCUUGAAAAAUUCAAAAAUAAUAUAAAAUAAAAUCUCUGACCAUAUCGGAACUAGGACAAUUUCCCAAGUCCGAUCUCAUCUCCAAAAGCACAAAUUAAAGCUCGAAAAGCAUAAGAAGAGAACUCAGGAAAGCCAAAAGAAGGAUCCUUCCACCACUAAUCACCCAACCAGAGGAGGUGAGUAAGGACCAAGUUACAGAGUCAGCUCCAAACUUGACCAAAAUCUAAUGAACGUUAAUUUCUAUAUAAUUACUUUGGCCUGCUAAAUCUGGACAUACCUCUAUAUAGCCUAGCAAGAAAGUGAUAGGUACC